CAUCCCCGUGCGCUUGACUCUGCUCUCGUCUUCCUCCUCCUCGAUCUCCCAGAUCCAAACCGAACCCAACCAAGCGGCCGCGGCGCUCUAAAACCUCUCCCGCUCCACGCGCGGGGCGCAUGAAACCCUAGCGAGAGGCGCCAGAUCUCCCGCAUCCGGAUCGCCGCCAUGGCCGCCGCCACCGCGCUGGACUCGCUGCCGGCGCCGCUCCGGUCGCUGCGGCUGAAGACGAAGCAGCAGGAGCUCCUGCUCCGGGUCUCGGCGCUGGCGCUCAUCUACGUGCUCGCGUUCGUCGUCCGCCUCUUCUCCGUGCUCCGCUACGAGUCCAUGAUCCACGAGUUCGAUCCCUACUUCAACUACCGCACCACGCUCUUCCUCUCCGACCAUGGAUUCAGCGAGUUCUGGAACUGGUUCGAUUUCGAGAGCUGGUACCCGCUCGGCCGCGUCGUCGGCGGCACCCUCUUCCCGGGCCUCAUGGUCACCGCCGCGCUGCUCCACCGCCUCCUCCGCGCGCUCUCCCUCGCCGUCCACAUCCGCGAGGUCUGCGUCCUCACCGCCCCCUUCUUCGCCGCCAACACCACGCUCGUCGCCUACGCCUUCGGCCGCGAGAUCUGGGACUCCGGCGCGGGCCUCGUCGCCGCCGCGCUCAUCGCCGUCUGCCCCGGCUACAUCUCCCGCUCCGUCGCGGGCUCCUACGACAACGAGGGCGUCGCCAUCUUCGCGCUGCUGCUCACCUUCUACCUCUUCGUGCGCGCCGUCAACACGGGAUCUCUCGCAUGGUCGCUCGCCUCGGCGUUCGGCUACUUCUACAUGGUCUCCGCGUGGGGAGGCUAUGUCUUCAUCAUCAAUCUGUUGCCGCUGUACGUGCUCGUGCUGCUCGUCACGGGGAGGUACUCGCAGAGGCUCUACGUGGCCUACAAUUCCACGUAUGUGCUUGGAAUGCUACUUGCGAUGCAGAUCCGGUUCGUUGGGUUCCAACACGUCCAGUCUGGGGAGCACAUGGCCGCUAUGGGAGUAUUCUUCCUUUUGCAGGUUUUCUUUUUCUUGGACUGGGUGAAGUACCUGCUGAAUGAUGCCAAACUAUUCAAGUCAUUCCUGAGAAUCACCCUGACAUGUGUGAUAACUGUUGGCACCCUAGCUCUUGGAAUUGGUACCGCGUCAGGUUACAUCUCCCCUUGGACAGGGCGGUUUUACUCCCUGCUUGAUCCAACCUAUGCAAAGGACCAUAUACCAAUCAUUGCAUCAGUAUCUGAGCAUCAACCAACAGCGUGGUCUUCGUUCAUGUUUGAUUUCCACAUCCUUCUUUUCCUGUUCCCAGCAGGCCUCUACUUCUGUUUCAAGCGCUUGUCAGAUGCCACAAUAUUUAUAGUUAUGUAUGGCCUCACGAGUAUGUACUUUGCUGGUGUGAUGGUUCGGUUAAUUCUUGUUGCAGCGCCAGCUGUUUGCCUUAUUAGUGCCAUUGCAGCAUCAGCUACAAUAAAAAAUCUGACUACCUUGAUUCGGACAAAAAGCAAAAGUCCACAAACUGUCUCUGGAAAAUCAUCUGGCUCAAAGGCAGCUGCAAAGGGUGCAGUUGAUCAAUCCUUGCCUUUCCAGCAGAAUGUGGCCAUUGCUUUACUUCUGGGUGCUUUCUACUUGCUUAGUAGAUAUGCUGUACACUGCACUUGGGUGACAUCUGAAGCUUACUCUUCUCCUUCCAUUGUUCUGGCCGCAAGGGGUCAUAAUGGAGGCAGGGUCAUAUUUGAUGAUUAUCGUGAAGCGUAUUAUUGGCUUCGUCAGAACACUCCUUCUGAUGCAAAGAUUAUGUCAUGGUGGGAUUAUGGAUACCAAAUCACAGCUAUGGGGAACAGAACUGUUAUUGUUGAUAACAACACAUGGAAUAAUACACAUAUAGCUACAGUUGGGCGUGCAAUGUCAUCCUAUGAAGAUGAAGCGUAUGAGAUAAUGCAGUCACUGGAUGUGAAUUAUGUGCUUGUCGUAUUUGGUGGUGUUACUGGUUAUUCUUCAGAUGACAUUAACAAGUUCUUAUGGAUGGUGCGCAUUGGUGGUGGAGUUUUUCCUGUAAUCAAAGAGCCUGAUUACCUUGUUAAUGGGGAGUAUCGUGUCGACAAGGGGGCAGCACCAAAAAUGUUGAAUUGCUUAAUGUACAAGCUUUGUUAUUACCGUUUUGGAGAACUGACCACAGAAUAUGGAAAACCUCCAGGAUACGAUCGAGUACGAGGAGUGGAGAUUGGCAACAAAGACAUUAAGCUUGAGUACUUGGAGGAGGCAUUCACAACUUCGAACUGGAUAGUGCGCAUAUACAAGGUCAAACCCCCGAAGAAUAGGUCUUGAGGAGAGGAAUCAUCUCUUGGUUAGUAUCUGGUGCUAUUACCUUGAGGUACAUUGUGUCAAGUCAAAACGUAUUGGAGUUCCUACAGGAGACGGGCAAUUGAUUUGAAAAUCUGCAUCAGCUGCCCCCAAGUGCGAUCUUUUGUUUUGGUGAGACUGACGGAAGUAGACCAUAGGUCAGUUUGAAGUAACGAUCAUCCGUCUUCCCCUAUAUCAUUUUGUUAGAUGUAAUCAGGUGCCAUUCAGAACUAGCAAUUGCGACGACCGAGUACUUUUUGAUUGCUGAGCAUGGUAUGACAGUACUCCAGAUGUUUUUGUAAGCACAACAGCUUAUUUGCGUAGUAACUUUAGAUCGGGUUACACGGGACACUUGCAAUUUUCUGGUGUUGAAGACAACAAUGAAUAACUUAACUGUGGUUGCUCUGUUUUCCUC
This is a messenger RNA of Oryza sativa Japonica Group (Japanese rice), 2764 nucleotides long. NCBI's taxonomy places the organism in Eukaryota, Viridiplantae, Streptophyta, Magnoliopsida, Poales, Poaceae. The record is from RefSeq and is a predicted model, not a curated record.